Messenger RNA from Vigna umbellata (rice bean), 1314 nucleotides. NCBI's taxonomy places the organism in Eukaryota, Viridiplantae, Streptophyta, Magnoliopsida, Fabales, Fabaceae. The record is from RefSeq and is a predicted model, not a curated record.
GUAGAUCUAAUUUCAUUUUAUUCAAAAAGGGAUGUAGCAUUCUUGGUUAAAAAUAGAAUUAAAGAAAAAUGAAGUUUGAUACAACAACCAUUUUCGUUACUACCAUGUCUAAAAAAUAGUAUAUUCAUUUGAAGAUGGGAAGUUGUGCCAAUAAUAUUUGUCCAUUGGUUUUGUAGCGUUUAUUUGAAGAUGCUAUUACCCAUUGCUUUGCCCGUUCCUUUACAGGAUUCGUUACCUUCUUCUUGCAAGAAUGUUGAGAUUAAUAAGACUCCUAAUGCAUGUCAAGAGAUACCGAGCCUUUGUAGCAACUUUCUUGACUCUCAUACCAAGUUUGAUGCCAUACCUAGGGAUCAUAUUUUGUGUCUUAUGCAUUUAUUGUUCGCUUGGUGUUCAGAUUUUUGGUGGAAUUGUUAAUGCUGGAAACCCGGAAUUGGAAUCAACAGCUCUUGCUGAAAAUGACUAUUUGGUUUUCAAUUUCAAUGAUUACCCUAAUGGAAUAGUGACACUUUUCAAUUUUCUUGUCACGGCAACCUGGGAUGAAGUGAUGACGAGUUACACGGAACUAACUGGGACUGCGUGGACUUAUUUGUACUUCAUUAGCUUCUACUUAGUUACUGUUUUGCUGCUUUUGAACUUGGUUAUUGCUUUUGUCUUGGAGGCAUUCUUUGCUGAAAUGGAUCUUGAGUCUUCGGAAAGUUCUGAAGGAACGAACAAGGAUGUUGAAGGAGAUAAAUACCGAAAACGGUCUAUUGGCACUAAAACACGAAGCCAGAGGGUUGAUACUCUUCUUCAUCAUAUGUUGAGUGCCGAGUUGUGCCAAAAUCAGCCUUCCAAUACAGCAACUUGAUAAAAUCUGUCACUGAAUAUACAAAGAAGCGCACCUCAUUCUGAUCUUUCAUGUGUUUUAUAUCAUUGCUGUACUCUACGAUAGAACCAGAAAGCACCGGACGAGAUAGAAGAAUUGCAAACGUUGCAGUUUAAUUUGUAGGGGGUAAGGCUUAGAACUUGAUUUUCCCUGAUUGGUGGAAAAGGGUACUUGAACAAUUGUUAAUGAGGCAUGUGCUAAAGUGUGCACUGAAUAGACUAAAUCAUACUAGCCAGAUGCUAUGUUCCAACGGGCUAGAUACGUCUUAUUAUGGCAACCUUUUAUUUUUUAAUUUAAUCUACCUGCCUUUGAUUUUUGUAUUUGUAAUAUUAAUACAGGUUUAGUAGGAUUGCAAACUUGUAUUUAACCGUUCAAGAAAAUAGUACAGCGUGUGCUUGGAUUAGAUUUGACCUUUUUAGAGUGAGAAAGUAAGUGCUUGUUUAUUUCAA